Rhagoletis zephyria (snowberry fruit fly) is the source of this 861-nucleotide messenger RNA. The record is from RefSeq and is a predicted model, not a curated record. Lineage: Eukaryota; Metazoa; Arthropoda; Insecta; Diptera; Tephritidae.
AUGAGCAUCACCGGCAGUCUGAAGUGGCUGGUGCGCAACUCCUGUGAGAUGGAGACGUCGAUCGUCUCGGUGGAGCGCAUCGGCGAGUACAGCGAGCUGCCCAUGGAGGCGGCGUGGACGAGGGCGGAGAACGCCCAGCCGCGGCUGCCCGCCAAUUGGCCCACUGAAGGACAGAUAACCUUAGAACGCCUCUCGAUCCGCUACCGAGCCGGCCUGGAGCCGGUUCUCCAGGGCAUCAGCCUGGACAUUAAGGCCGGCGAGAAGGUGGGCGUCAUUGGGCGAACAGGGGCGGGCAAGUCGACCAUCACGCUGGCGCUCUUUCGAAUUUUGGAGGCGUCCAGCGCUGAGGAGGACGGCUUUGACGGCGGCCGCAUCACCAUCGACGGCGUGGACAUCAGUCGGAUUGGCCUGCACGAGCUGCGCUCUCGCCUGGCCAUCAUUCCCCAGGACCCGGUGCUCUUCUCCGGCAGCAUUCGCUCCAACCUCGAUCCGCUGGGAACGGCUGCUGCUGGAGGGGAUUCGGUUUCGGUUUCAGAGGACGAGGUCCUGUGGACGGCGCUGGAGCGCUGUCACCUGAAGGAGACGGUGGCGGCGAUGGCCGGCGGCCUGGACGCCGCCGUCGCCGAGGGUGGCUCCAAUCUGUCGCAGGGCGAGCGGCAGCUGCUCUGCCUGGGACGGGCGCUGCUUCGACGGGCGAAGAUUCUCGUCCUCGAUGAGGCCACCGCCGCCGUCGACCUGGCCACUGACGCGCUGGUGCAGGAGACCAUCCGCCGUGAGUUUGCCCACUGCACCGUCCUCACCAUUGCCCACCGCCUGCACACCGUCCUCACCUAUGACCGCAUUCUCGCGCUNCCAUCCGCC